AUCGUCAUCGAAAAACUCACCAAGAACGUCAACGCCUCCCACCUGCGCGAGAUCUUCAGCACCUACGGCGAGAUUCAAGAUUUGGAGAUGCCGAUGAACAAGCACUUCAUGACGAAUCGUGGGAUUGCGUAUGUGCUGUAUUCGCAGCCGACGUAUGCGGAGAGUGCGAUCAGUCACAUGCACGAGGCGCAGUUGGACGGCGCGUUGAUUAGUGUGAGCAUU
Molecule: messenger RNA, 222 nt
Organism: Zasmidium cellare ATCC 36951
Lineage: Eukaryota; Fungi; Ascomycota; Dothideomycetes; Mycosphaerellales; Mycosphaerellaceae
Exons: 1
Biological process (GO): mRNA splicing, via spliceosome
Cellular component (GO): cytoplasm; nucleoplasm; ASAP complex
Molecular function (GO): RNA binding
Source: RefSeq, a predicted model, not a curated record